Molecule: messenger RNA, 2488 nt
Organism: Somion occarium
Lineage: Eukaryota; Fungi; Basidiomycota; Agaricomycetes; Polyporales; Cerrenaceae
Source: the annotation of a GenBank genome assembly
UUCAGCGCUUGCCAAAUGUACGCCUCUUGCCGGCCGUUCUCUGCAGCUCUGCAGCUCUUUCGUCAUCUCAUUCUUUCCUAGUCUCAAGAACACAUCCAGGUUGUUGGAUCAAGCGCUACAAAAGUGUUCUGGCUGUCAUGCUCCGUCCUUUCUCCACUCGGUCCGCGCGUAUACUUUCCCGACAUGUACAUGUGUGCAAUUUGUCGUCUUCAUCGAGUGCCUCAUCUUCACACCAACCCAAUUCACCCGUGGAACUGGACCCUUCUUUCCAAGCCCUUUUGAACGAUGUAGAUUUAUCGGUGUUAAAGCACCGAGCGCGCCACGGCCCUGCCAGUACUUCCGGUUCAAACUCUCCCCGGGAACUUGAAGUCAUACCAGUCGAGCAUGUCCCUGAUACGGAUUAUUUGACGUCCGAGGACCUUGAUUCUAUGGAAGAUCGGGAUGAAAAGGAUCGCCGGAAAUCGCCUGCUGCACUAUUUGGUAGUCAGCGUAUUGGUGCAGUGGUCAUACCAUUUGAGCUCCAGCAGACCAUUAACCGGUUAAUAUCUGAAUCUGACAAGCCUAUGCUACACGCUGACGCGGAAAGGCUGUUCCUGGAUGAAAAUGGCGAAUCUGCUGAGUGGAACGUUUCAUUUGACAAGAAAUACAAGUCGCGCCGUCAGGCCUAUCUGCAGGCAGAGCGUGACGGUACUGCCUUCGCUUCGGUCGCUCUGCCGGCGCAUUAUUCCGUGUUGUGCUCAGUGAUUGAUCAUAUCAAGCAAAGGCUGGGUUCGGAGUGGAAAGUCAACCAUGUUAUUGAUUGGGGUUCAGGCACCGGAAGUGGACUUUGGGCGUCCACACACUCGUUCCAGAAAUCAUCAAGUUUCAGUUCCUCGGAAACGUUGGUGGAAACGCAAUUAUCGCAAUCCGCCGUCCUAUCUUACCUGGGAAUUGAUAAACGUGAUGGGUUGGUCAACAUUGGGAAGCGAUUGCUGAAAGAUAUCAAUACGGGCGACACCAACGUUACGUGGAAACGCUCCUUCCAGGGAAGUGAGCCGAUAGUAAGAUCUGAGAAUGGUGAAAUCCUCGCCCUGUCAGCAUUCUUGCUUUCGACUUUACCGUCUCCGGUGGCACGGAAAACACUGUUGAAGGAGAUUUGGGAGAGUGGUGCAGAUAUCAUUGUUCUAAUAGACCAUAGCUCCAAGGCUGGGUUCGAGGCCAUUUCCGAGGCGCGAGAAUUUUUGCUUCGCAAAGGCCGACAACAGCUAGAUGAUCCUACUCUGUCAGAUUUGGUUCUGAAGGGCUCUCACGUCGUCGCUCCGUGUCCACAUGAUGGCGCCUGUCCUUUAUACCAAGCUGGAUCUAGCAAGCUGAUCUGCGGCUUCUCACAGAGGCUCCAAAGACCCGACUUUGUGCGAAAGACCAAACAUUCUGGCAUCGGCCAUGAGGAUACGGGAUACUCGUAUGUUGUCAUUCGACGAGGCGUCAGACCGACUCGCGUACACACCAAGGUUGGACGAAUUGGUGAGGUCGGGCGACGAGAACUUGAGAAGCCUAGCCGCGUCCAAGCGCCCAUCUCUGAGUUGAACCCUGAUGGAGAACAGCCCCACUCGAUCCAAGAAGCAUCGAUUGUUGGCGCUGAUUCAGGCGACAUUCCGACCCCUGCAAAUGAAGAGAUUACUGCGGCCCUUAGAGCAGAGGCGUAUAGUUGGCCUCGUCUAGUAUUCCCUCCACUUAAGAAGAGCGGUCACAUCAUUAUGGACGGGUGCACCCACGAAGGUAAGAUCAUGCGGAUGACCAUCCCUCGGUCACAAGGUAAACAACCGUUCUACGAUGCUCGCAAGUCGAGUUGGGGAGAUAUAUUCCCUCAUGAGCCCAAGAACCGCCCACAAGAGCGCUAUGUGCCUCAGGGUGGCAAGCGUCAAGACGGCAUACCGCUCAAGGGUGCUGACAUAGGCAAGAGGGGAAACAAGGAUCUGCGACAACCGAAAAGAGACAUAAGAGCGUUGGAAGACGCGAGACAUGAACGAAGGAGAUUGCAAAAAGAAGAUCGAAAAUCCAAAGACGCUUACUACGGCGACUGAGAUAUGCCGGCCACUCUGACUCUUCCCGCUUCUGGAUUAUGAUGAAUUGUAGAUUAUGUAGCUAUAGCACUACCUCCACUCUGUAUACUUAUGCAUCGGAUAUCUGUAUGCCGGGGCCUUGGGCGGAGCUCAGGAUGACCUUCGUAAUAGCAGUCGCUGUGACAACAUUGGUGAGCGCCGAAGGAGCAGUCAAAUUCAAAUUCUUACAUGGCUUGUUGGCGUUCUCUUUCUUGCCUUUCUCUUUACCAUCUUGUAAGUUUCCGGUGGCGCGCUUGACAACGUUCAUGAAGUAUCGGACGUUUUUAACCACAUCAUCCACUGGGUAGUGUAGCUAAAAAAGCCGCUGUGAGAAGAGGACAUGUUAAGACACCGAGCACAUACUUUGGCAAUUGGUGUGCGAAUAACUCCGGAUUUGUCACCCCUCC